UUCAGUUUCGUCACAGAAUUCGUUUGGUGUUUGAAUACUGUUGUCCAUAGAAAUUCCUGUAAGUCAGGUCAAGAGCAUGGAAUGGAAGUGUCAAGUCAAAAAGGGAUAUUUGAAAUCAAAUUAAUUAUCCAUUCUGGCAGCAGGAUAUUGAAUAGAUAAUAUGUUUAUUUUGCGAAUAUAGAGAACGAAAUUUUGAAAUAUUUCCAGUAUUCCAGAUGUUACACAACAGAUAAUUUUAUAUACCUUCCCGAAAAAGAUUAAGGUUAAAUAAACAUUAUGGAUAAUAUAGUUGAUGAAGUGCCGAUUAGAUUUUGGUUCAAGUUGUUUCAAGUUAAAUUUACUUUUUGAUGGUACAACAUUUAUUCCAAUAAAAUUGAGUGUUAUUUGCUGUGAAGUUCAGAAAAACCUCUUAUUGUAUCUACUUACUGCAAGUUCAGUGAUGAAAAAAAUUAGUCCCAGAGUACGACAUGUACCUACCUAGAAUUCGAACAAUUAUGGAUAUUCCAAGCUCUGCAGAUAGUGAUGAAUUGACUGAAUAUGAUAUUUAUGGCAAAACUCCACCUCGAACGAAAAUUUCAAGAAAGAAUCGUGAAAGAAAGCAAAAAGAAAGGAUUUUGAGCACUAAAUCAACCAAAGUAGUGAAAGUUCAGACUCCCAGCUCUGCCACAAUUGAUAUCAUGUAUGACAAUAACUCAGUGAGUGACGAAAAUUCUGAAGAGAUUGGAGGUUCAAAACAUACUAGCAAAAGGCAGAUGCAGUUACUUCGUGGUUCAGAACGUGACUUGAAACUUGAUAUUGCCAGAGCACAGGCAAUUAACACAGAGGACAUUAACGACCAUCAAGACACUAACAUUAUGAGAACUCCCAGCUAUCAAAUAGAGAGUUAUAAACGAUUCAAAAGCUUAGUUUGCCGAACAUUUCCUUGCCAGAAGCAAGAAUUGAAUAACGUUGAGACUAAGGUUAAGUUCAAUCCAUUACCAGCAAAUGAAAGUACACAACAUGAUACUGUCAAGUGUCCUACACCAAGAGUUGAAUUCUAUGAAACAUUGCGUUGUCUUGUCAGAAUGGGCGGUGGAACCUCACAAGACAAGAAUCGUAGAAGAGGGAUAACUCGUGAAGAGGUUCUUUGGCAGAAUGAACUGAAAGACUUGAUAUGGCUAGAAUUACAAGCCUAUCAUGCGGAUCGAACUCCUAUGGAACAAGAUGAUUAUCUCUGUGCUGCUAGAGAAUGUGUUGAACCUCUACUUGAUGACAUAAAAAAUUACAAAUUUCAGAGACAUGUCAGAAGGUAUUCUUUUCAAAACAGUGACAGUGGGGUAGAAGAUGACUGUCCAGGAUGUAUAUCGGUUUACUGUCUAGCGUGUAUGGAAUCUCAAAAUGAAGCUCUGAGAGACGUUGACAAUCUUCUUAUGAGAUUAGAGGAAGCUGAAAGCUUAUUUCCUUCUAGUAAAGCAUUUGCAGAAUUGUAUCCUUUGUAUAGCUCACCAGAAAUCGUAGGCAGAGUCAAAGCUAUGUGCUUGUGGUACAAUCUGACAAAACAUCACAGGCUGAAAUUGAAUAUUCUCGGAAGACUUCUAACCACUUUGGAUAGUAAGCAUACAUGUUGGGCUAUAUCUGGUGACGAUACCAAUUCAGGUAGUCCUUCAGACAGUAAAAACAGCACAACCUCUUCCUCGAGUGAUUCGAUUACCUCUAUAAGGAAUGAUUUGUUCAAUAUAACUCCUCUAGCAACGCUCCUAUUUCAAACAGCUCAGAAUAAGGUAUCACCUUAUAGACGAUAUAUAGAAAAUGUGUUGAAAAUAAGGGCUUUGGACAAAAGUUUGAACUUCCUGAAUCAUUUGCACCGCCACUUGCUGAAAAAGGCUCAAUUGACUCUGGUUUUUCCAGAAGAUGAAGAAAUAUUUUCUGAAGUAAACUUCUAUUCAGAAGCUGUGGAAUUACAACGGUUUGGAGCCUGGAGCCCAGAAGCUAAAAGCCUGAAUCUUCCUUCAUACCGUUCAAUGUUUGUGUUACUUGCUAUGGUGCCAUUAGAGGUUUUACAUGAGUAUUUAAUGAUGCGCCUGGAACAGAAACCAAAAAAUCCAUCUCAUCUUAGUAUCAGACAGUUAAUGCGAGAAUUGAAAGAGGGGUUAAAAUUAGCUAUCAAAGAGAGGCACUUGUCCCGCAGCUACAUAAAAGCAGCUACUUGGGGCACUGAGAUCAUCACCGAAAAUUAUCAAGAAAGACUCGAAAGUUUUGACAAAUGUCUUAAGCAAGUUUUUAUAGACUUCUUGGACUACUUGCAACAGUGGAUUCUCUUUGACAAGUCUAAAUUUCAGAAAGACGUAUUUGAAGAAGAGUACAAAUUUUCAGUAUUUGUUUACCAAAAUGUUCCUGAUGUUAAAGAAAAGGUUGGCAAUACGUUCACCUUCAUUUCGGGGACUAUUCUGCAAAGGAUCGGUCAGAGACUAAUAACUAGGAUAGAAGAAAUACUAAGUUUAGUCAUCAAUAGUAACCAAGGAAUGAACAAGCACAAUUUAUUCUCGGUUUGCCGAGAGUUACAAACUCUCUUCAAUGAAGAGCGUGAGAUGAGUCUCAAAACGAUGUUUUUUCUCAAGACUAACUACGAAGAGAACUUUGCACCAUCAGAAAAUAUGAAAUUUGUUGGGGAAUCAAUUAUUGCCUUGAAAUGCAUUAUACCUGACGCCAUAGGCAGAGUUCAAAGGUUAUUUGACCAUAUAAGUACUGCUAAUCUGGACGACUGUGAUAAAACGGCACUAAAUAUUAGAAUAAGAGAAAUCCUAAUGCAAGUUUACCGUUUUGGAUUUGAGUUCUACAAGGAAAUGGGAGAUUCAACUCCAGCAGAAUAUCGUCCUCGUUUGGUUGAAAGCUUGCUAUCAUUUGCAAAGCUAUGGAUGAAAUUUGUCACAGAACGUUGUGAACGAGGAAGAGGCAUGCGGCCAAGAUGGGCUCAUCAGGGCAUGGAGUUUCUCCUUACAGUAUGCGAACCUGCUAACACUAAACAUUUAUCUGAAGAAAUGUUUGAAGAUCUCAAGAAGGACAUGGACGUUUGUAUCUCACAUGUUAUCGGUACUACUGCUCCUUCGACUCCGGAGAGUGGUUUUCAUUCAGCCUCAACAAGGAGCAGUUUGGAACAUGUUCGGGCUAGAUCAAGGGGUUCAUCGCCCAGCCCUCGACCAACUUAUAAAAGUCAAAGAUCCAAGGGAAGAAAAAUCAGUACAGAGCAACAAUCUCCAGUGACAGACUAUUUGGAUGCAGUUAAUUUAAAUUCAAGAAAAGAAGAGAAAGCUGAUGGUCAGUUGGUAAGGAUCAGGGUUUUCAGUAAAUCCCACACCGGUCAAUUUCAAGAAGCAGUGAAAGUUUUAGAAACAGAACUCAACAACAAGUUGAUCAAACAAAACCUUAUUGGUAAAGUCUUUCAUAAUAGGACAGCAAAUAAGAAUAUUCAGACAAAAAACGUUACAUUUUCAUGGCAGAGAGGUAUAAAAAUAGGACAAGGGAGGUUUGGCAAGGUAUAUGGGGCAGUUAAUAAUAAUACUGGUGACAUGAUGGCAGUUAAGGAAAUACCUCUCCAACAUGAUACUAGUUCAUCGAAACAUAUAGCUGAAGAAAUCAAGAUUUUGGAGGGAAUUGUUAACAAAAAUCUGGUUAGGUAUUAUGGUGUUGAAGUACACAAGGAUGAGAUGUUGAUAUUCAUGGAGUACUGCUCUGAAGGAACGCUGGAGAGUCUUAUAGCAGGAACAGAAAGAGGUCUGACAGAACCUUUAUGUAGAAGAUAUACAUUCCAAUUGGUGUCGGGAGUAGCCUGUUUACACGAACACGGAAUAGUCCAUAGAGAUAUCAAGACAGCAAAUUUGUUCCUUACCAAUGGAGGGAACUGUUUAAAAAUUGGGGAUUUUGGAUGUGCGGCCAAGAUAAAGUCCAACAUAACCAUGCCAGGAGAAUUGAAAGGAUUCGUUGGGACACAAG
Molecule: messenger RNA, 3969 nt
Organism: Leptinotarsa decemlineata (Colorado potato beetle)
Lineage: Eukaryota; Metazoa; Arthropoda; Insecta; Coleoptera; Chrysomelidae
Gene: Mekk1
Product: mitogen-activated protein kinase kinase kinase 4
Biological process (GO): protein phosphorylation; MAPK cascade
Molecular function (GO): ATP binding; protein kinase activity
Source: RefSeq, a predicted model, not a curated record